This is a messenger RNA of Motacilla alba alba, 8207 nucleotides long. RefSeq names its product thromboxane A synthase 1 (gene TBXAS1). Lineage: Eukaryota; Metazoa; Chordata; Aves; Passeriformes; Motacillidae. The coding region runs from base 456 to 2165 and encodes 569 amino acids. Gene Ontology annotation, molecular function: steroid hydroxylase activity; heme binding; iron ion binding. The record is from RefSeq and is a predicted model, not a curated record. The transcript is spliced from 15 exons.
GUGGGGAAUGGAGGGUGAGAUUAUUCCCUUCAGUGCAGGUUUUAGUCAACGUCUGUUUGUGAUGAACGAGGUGGUGACCUGUGGAUUUUAAUCGCCGAGGAAGAGGAGAGCAUGGAUGGCACUGUGUCAAGGAGCUGCAAGCCUUGGUAGAUGCAAUCUUGAGGGAAGCCUUUGGGUGCAAAUGCAGGCACCGCUGCUGACUCACAGCAGUCUGACAGGAAAAGGCUCUCUUCUGCUCGUCUCUGGCUUCCUCCAGCCUGUGGUUAGGGAGGACUUUGUAUCUGUCUCCUUAGUUCUUUACUGUUACCAUAAGGACCAGCGUGACUCCGCAAAAGGAACUUGGAGUUCCUGUUUCGUUGCAGAUGUCAUUCAUUUAGCUGUGGAAGGCUUUAUCAGCCCUUGAGGAGGCUUUCCCCUGCACACAGCACUCAAGGCUGCAGCUGUAGUGGAGGAAAAUGGAGCCUGUAGAUCUUCUGGCACUUGCCUCCCUAGAAAUGAACAGUACCUCAGCCACCCUGGCUUUGCUGGCAGUGUUCCUGGUCCUGCUGUAUUGGUACUCCACAUCUGCAUUCUCCAAACUAAGCAGAGUAGGGAUCCGGCAUCCUCCACCUCUUCCUUUCAUUGGAAACCUGCUCUUUUUCCGUGAGGGUUUUUGGGAAAACCACACAAAACUCAUAAAAGAGUAUGGACCUGUUUGUGGGCUGUUAGGGAAUGAAACCUCUGUGAGAUUACAUGGACUGCAAAGCUGGGUGAUGGUGGUCGUGGUCAGCCAGGAUAGUUCCGACUCUUUGGGAUUCUCUAGGUAUUAUAUUGGUCGCCAGAUGUUUGUGGUGGUCUCCUCACCAGAGAUGAUUAAGCAAAUCUUAGUGGCAGAUUUUAGUAACUUCACCAACAGAGCUAAACCGAACUUGAUAUCCAAGCCAAUGCUUGAUAGCAUCCUUUGUCUUCGUGAUGACAGAUGGAAGUUUGUGCGGAGCCUCCUGACCCCAGCCUUCAGCGAUACCAAACUGAAAGAGAUGACACCACUGAUAAACCAGGCCUGUGACAUCCUGCUGUGUAACUUGAAAGUCUACGCAGAUUCCGGCAAAGCUUUUGAUAUCCAGAGGUGUUACAACUGCUUUACCUUGGAUGUUGUUGGUAGCGUGGCUUUUGGUAGUGAGGUGGAUUCGCAGAAGAAUCCUGAUGACCCCUUUGUUAAGAAUUGCAGAACAUUCUUUGAAAUGUCUUUGUUUAAGCCUCUUCUCAUUCUAAUCCUUUCUUUCCCAUUCAUAAUGAUCCCAUUGCUACGCAUUUUUCCCAACAAGAAACAAAAGGAACUUAAUGAAUUUUUUAUCCAAACUAUUAAAAAUGCAAUUGUCCACAGACACCAGCAAGAUGCAGCUCAGAGGCGCAGAGAUUUUCUCCAGUGGAUGCUCGACGCCUGUGACUCAGCCGACUCCCUGGCAGCCGGGUGCUCGGGUGUGCUCGGCCCAUCUGCUGCUCCCAGACAGAAUGAGGCGCCUCUGGUUGGCACAGCCCCAUCUGAAAAGGCUCAGAAGACGCUAACAGAGGAUGAGAUAGCAGGCCAAGCUUUCCUGUUCCUGAUCGCUGGCUACGAGACCACCACGAGCACACUGUCCUUUGCCACCUACUUGCUGGCCACCAACCCGGAGUGCCAGGAGAAGGUGCUGCGGGAGGUUGAUGAGUUCUCUGCAAAACACAUGGUUCCUGAUUACCAAAAUGUACAAGAACUCCCUUAUCUGGACAUGGUGAUUGCAGAGACGUUGCGCAUGUACCCACCUGCUUUCAGAUUCACUAGGGAAGCAGCUAAAGACUGUGUAGUGCUGGGGCAGCAUAUUCCAGCUGGAGCUGUCAUUGAAACUGCAGUUGGACACCUGCACCACAACCCUGAGUUCUGGCCAGAACCUGAGAAGUUCAUUCCUGAGAGGUUCACAGAGGAGGCCAAGAAGGAACGACAUCCCUUUGCAUACCUGCCCUUUGGGGCAGGACCCCGUGGCUGCAUUGGCAUGAAAAUGGGUUUGUUGGAGACAAAAAUGACUCUGCUGAGGAUUUUGCAGAAGUUUCAGUUCAAGACCUGCCCAGAGACUGAGAUUCCUUUGCAGCUCAAAUCAAAAGCCACACUUGGACCAAAAAAUGGAGUCUACAUCAUGCUGGAAUCUCGCUAAAAGGGAAUGUACAUCCUGAAGCUUUCUGGAAUGAGGCCCCUUGUUAGUGAGUCACUGGGUAUAAUUAUUUUUCACAACUCCCAGGACAGGUAGGAGCCUAAGUCCCACGGAUGGUCAGUAGGUGCUUCCUCACUGCUCUCCUGUGGGACAGCCUCCAGUCACUUUUUAAAAUGGUCUCCACAAUCUUUUUUGGAUGUUUUCAAAUUGCUGUGAACAGUAUCUACCAAGAAGCAUCCCACUUUUAUUUGCUUUUCUUCAUCACACUUUUUUUCAGUUAUCUGUAAGAAUGCUUUCCUCAUGCUCACUUUCCACAAUUUACAAUAGAUUUUAAUUUCAAUUCAUUGUCUGACACAUGCUUCUCAUGAACUUAUGAGUCCCUAGAGAAAGCCCCAAAGGCACCACAGUUACAGCAGAAGACCUGGGAUGCAGUGCAUUGGAUUUUUUCAUGAACUCCACUAACAAUCAAAGCUGAGGCCCCUGCACAAUGCUUAAUCUUUACCUGUGUCUGUAAAGCCAGAGAAGUUGCACCUCCUCCAUGCUUUGAAGUGAUUUUAAAUACACUUAGAUUAACAAUUUGCACUUGGCACAUUCCAUCGACAUGACAGAAGAAGAAUGAACCAGUAAAGUUCCAGCAGCUAAGACCAAAGAAAUGAGGUGACAGCCAUUUUUCUGGCUGCUGAACUGCUGUUGGAAAGGAGACAACGAAGAUACAAAUUUAAAGCAAGCAGGAGGACUGGAGGAAAUUUAGAGGUAAUCAGAAGGUGUUGGUACCACAUCUGCUUCAUGGGGAGGCCCUCCUUUCCAAACAUUGCAGUUGGCACCACCCCUGUCUAGACUGAAUCAAGGAAAUUAAGAGCAUGUAUAUGCACUAGAGCUGGUCAAAGGAGUGGGAUCCAGGAUCAUCAGACCCAGCAGCUCCCUUGACUCCUGUGAUACUCGAGCACGUCCCAGGUGCCUCACAUUCCCUCAGGAAGGAACUUGUCUGAUUGCCAGCUGCAGCAGCCCCAUGGAUCCAUUCAGGCUGUGUGACUGUGCCCAUGCAUCUUCACAGCCAAAACAACCGUAGCUUCCAUUCCUCACAUUCCCUCUGUCCUACACUUCUGCAAAUCCCUCACCUGCCACACAGCUAGUGUUGCACAAGAAGCUGGAAAGGGACACAUUUGGGCCAGCUGACCCCACUGAACACAGAGAUAUUCCAUACCUUAUGGCGCCAUGCUCAGCAUAUAAAACCAGGGGAAGAAGAAAGAAGGGGAACAUUCAAAGAGAUGGCAUUUGCCUUCCCAAGUCACUGUUAUGCCUGCUGGAGCUCUGCUUCCUGGGGUGGUUGGAACACCUGCCUGCACAUAGGAAAUGGUGAAUGAAUUCCUUGUUCGGUGUGUAGCUUUUGCUUUACCUAUUAAACUGUCUUUAUCUCAAUCCAUGAGUUUUUUCAUUCUUAAAAUUCUCUCCCCCAUCCCACUAUGGGGAUGUGAAUGAGCAGCUCUGAGGGGCUGAGCUGCUGGCUGGAGUUAAACCACAAUAACAGAACUGUGAGAAGAGAUUGGUGCAGUCCUGAGACCCUUUUUAAAAAUUCAUUUAUUCUUAUAUUUUUUGUUUAAAAUUUUUGUGUAUAACAAAAACUCUUGCGGCACUGUAAAAAUAAGGACACACCUUUGGUUCUUUGCAAGUCUUGACCUUCUGCCUGCUUGACAUAGUCUGCUUGAGGAUUCCUUAGGUACAUCAUCUCCCUUGGUGGUGUGCACAGAGAAGUGUUGCAGCAGCAGCAGGAAGAGACUGACUGCUCAGCUUCACUGCAAGGAUGGAGCCAUCUGCUCACUGAUCCCUGGCUAGGUCCCCGAGUUUCUCUCCAGCAAGCAUCUUUUGCUGCCUUCUUCCCACAUGCUGCCUGAACACUGAUCAAAUUACUGGAUCUUGUUCCUCAAAGACUGUCUCUUCCUCUUUCAUGUAAUUUUUUUUUUUAAACAGAUCUGUUUAGGCAACAGUGGUGAAGUACUGACUGGGGAAGUCUUGGAAUUAUUCCUUUUUCCAUGGAGCAUUCCUGGCAUGCUAAACAGAAGUGCCCUGUUACAGACACACUGAUUAUAUGAAUUGCUGAUGGAGUGAUUGCUAUUUAUUUGAAAAGCAACAUGCUGUUUUUACCUUAGUUUCUACACAUUAUGCAUAAUUUUUCCCCUCCUAUAAAGAGUGUGCUGGAGGCUGAUUUUCUGUGGAGCUUACACACACAGUUGACAAAAAGCUGGAUGGGUCUUGCCUAAAAACUUCCCACCUACCAGAAUGAGCAGGAAGUUUAUUCCAUCCGAAGUCAUCUGUCAAAGGCUUGUUUGUAUUCCUUACAUGAAUCAGAAAGUUGUCGGGUGCUUCAUUUUUGACAAAAUAAGCCAAGCCUAAAUCAAGCUUUUCCCUUUCUUACCCAUGAUUUUGUAUAAAUUUUUCUUCCCAGUCUCUGCCUCUGCAACUUGGGUGGAGUGGGUGAGCAGACUGAGGCAGAAGGCAUGGAGUACCUCAGCCUUCUUCAUGUUUUGGGUAACCAGAGCUCCUGUUUCCUUCUAGAGAGUGCCCACAUUUUCCCUAGUCUUCCUUUUAUCAGCCACAUACCAGCAGAAGCUUUUUUUUUUGUUACCCUUGACAUACCUGACCAGAUUUAUUUCUAUCAGGACUUGCUUUAUCUUUCCCAACCUGAUCCCUGACUGCUUAGACAAUUUCUCUGUAUUCCUCCCAGGCUACCUGGCCUUGCUUGCACCUUCUGUAGACUUCUUUUUCGUUUGCUCCUUACUCAUCCAUUAAGGUGUUCUGGUAUUUUUGCCUCACUUCCUCUUUGUUGGAAUGCAUGACUCCUGAUCUUGGAGGAAGUAAUAUUUGAAUUUUAACAGGCUUUAUUUGGUGCCUUGUCCUUCCCUUUAAUCCUGACCUGUAAGGUCUCAGUCAGCUCCUCAUCCAUCCCCAGGUGGAGCUCCAUGCACUACACCUGGUCAUUGACAGAGGGUGAUGCCCCCUUCUCAUCUCCUCUGUCCUUCCUCAAAAGCCUGUGUAUUUCCAUUCCAGCACUCCAGUCGCAGGAGCUAUCCCACCACGUCUGCGUGAGGCCAGUGAGAUCACAGACCUGCAGGAGUGUACAUCUCUAAUCUCAUUUUUUAUUCUGCAUGUUGCAUAUACUUGCAGAGAAGCAUUCGAAUUGGGCGGCAGUGGCUGGAAUUCCUUUGUGCUGCUCUUCAGGUGCUCUCCUGCUGAACUAUGAACCCUCUCCAGACUCUGUGUGUCUCUUGCUGGCACUGGCAUCAAACUGGUAUGACUGGGAUGCAUUGAGGUGCCUCUCCACCAACAUAAUUUCAAAUAUUGAUGCCACAGGAAGAAUAAACAAUCCUGAAGUGGCUGCCGGUGUGCAUCACAUUUUACAGGCUUGGAAAAUGAACCAAGGGUCUUUCUCAGCUGCAUCCACGUUGAACAUGGACAGUAUGUGUUCAAGUAAACUCACUUCAGUCUGUGUUAAGUGUCUUUCAACCAUUCUGCAAGCUUCUGGUUAGGAAGUGUAAUGUGUUUUCACCUGUCAGUUUGUAGCACUGUGGAACAGAGAACUUAUUUUUUCAUUUGAAGUCAGCUUUCUGGAAGUGCAUCAACCCUUGUUCUACAUGCAGGCUGAGACAGACAGCUGGAGAAGACACGAAAAAGCCUGCCAACUUCCCAGUAACCCAGGAAGAGCCCCAAGCCAUUUGUUCCUUCUCAUUAACAGUUGGUGAUACAGUCACCAGACACUGCAGAUAUUGCACCAGGACACUCAGUGGCGCUGGAACUCACCCUGGCUGUGUGAGCUCAGCAACACACCUGACAGAGUGAGCUGUGGCAGGGAUCAGUGAGCCUCUGGAAGCAUACAUUUCCAGGAAAACAAGGUACUAGAUUGCCAGCAGUUGUCCAAAACAGAAACUGCUAAUAUCACUGUAAUCACGGUGUGCUUGUGCACCUCUAUAUACAUGGUCCCAAACCGAUCUUGAGCAGGGCUGGUUUUAGAAUUAUUAAAAAAAAUUUAAAAAUCAAUAAAACAAACCACAAAAAGAAAACUACCAAAAACCCCUCCAGAACAAAAGCAAAACAGUAACAACAAAAACCCCAACCCCAGCACUAUGUUUAUAAUUGCAACAGCAAAACACAGCUUUAUAUCCUUAAGUAAGGAUAAUUUACCAUUCUGGUACAACAUGCUUCAGUCAGCAGCCGUUGGGUCUAGGGAGGAACAAGGAAGCUGGUUUAAAAUUCCUUUCCUCAGAAACAGCAAGUGUGUUGUCUUGCAUUGCUGAGCUGUGAGUUUGUUUAAAAUGAGGCACGUCUGUGUUACAAAAGGGUUUUAGUCAUUCUCUGACAGCUGAUACGAAGCAAAGGCUGCUUGGUAAAGGAAAGCUUCUAUUAAAUAUGUCUUCUGGUCUUUGUAAUGAUGACAGAAAGCUGUCAGUAUGAAAUGGUAUUUUUAAUGAAGCUGCUGAUAGAAAAAAAAGCUUUACAGUUUUAUACUUUAAAAAUAGUAUUCUUAGAAAAACAGAGUUGGGUGGCAGAAAUUAUUAUGCUUCAUGGAUUGUAAAUUGGAACUUUCUAGUCUUACCUGGCAUUAAACUGCAGAAUUUCCUCUCUGUGUGAGAUACUUCAGGCAAUGAUCAUUCCCCUUUGUUAAUCAUCCUGGACAUAGCUUCACCUGAUACCAGAUUCUUCCACAUGUUUACAGCAGAAACCAGGGUAAAAGAAUUUAAAGCUGAUUUAUUAACUGUCUGUCAAUGCUUGGUUUAUACUGGCCCCACUCACUUUCUUCUGACCCUGAAAAAUCUCAUGUUUCUAAGAUGUUUUUCUCCCUGCACUGCAGGGGCCCGUGGCUACUUUCAAGGAGGGAGUAUUCCCUCAGUUGCUACGAUUUCUGCAUGCAGAGAUGAAUUUGUGAUGGGCCUGAAGCAAGAAGUACAAUGGAGCUAUGGAGGCCAUGAAGCCUAUCCCGUGGACAAACAGGGAAGCACCAGUUGUGCUGCCCAUGUAACAGCCAUCCCACCCGGAUCUUCUGCUGGAUGUACUCCAAGUUAAGCAGCAUUUCUGCAACUCCCACUUGCCCUUUGGCCCCAAGGCAGCCCUGGGCACUGGUUUCUAGAAGCAAAGCUCAUUCUCCAAGCCCAGCAGCACUGAGCACACCACAGUACCUGGUAUCUGCCAUCCACCCAAGUUCCUCUCACCCACCAGCCCCUACUUUGCCAGGCUGCAGGUAUCCAAACCGGAUACUGCCACUUUCUUAGACAGGAUUUUGGCACCCACAUAUCAUAUAAAAUCCAGUCAGAAAAUCAAGACAAACCUGGCUCCAGGUAAGCCUCAUUAAAGGGUGCAGUGAACUGCCUUUGGCUGGCUGCCAGGCCCCUCUCCAGCACAGCAGGUGGAGGAUCAGGGUUCAUAAACCCCCAUGCUCCACACCCCACUGCUGGCACAGCAAAGCUGUUUGGCUUCUGCUGGCUGUGCCGUCUGUCUUGCCAGGAUGGACCUGUUACUGAAAAAGGAAACAACCUUCACAGCUUAUCUUUCUUCUCACAUGGUGUGGGAGUGAGUGACAGAUUAUUGCACUCUUCCUGCUCAGUUGCUUGUCUUAAGUAGCCAAAAGAGAUACUCCUCACUCAGAAAAGAGGAUCAAUAUUCCUUUUCCCUAAAGUUUGGAUUUAAUGCAAACAUCUCUUUAAUGUGUUCAUUUCCAAAUGCAACCCAAACAGCUGUAGAACUCCUACUGCUUAACAACAACCUCUAAACUCACAAGUGUAUUGAAACAUUGUGAUUUCAGUAUUGAAAGAGAGAAAACCCCCAGAAGGAAUUUACUGGUUUGAGUAUCUGUUUAUUUACCAUACACAAGAAUGUUAGCCCUGCAGUUUUAAAAGUGGAAAACAUGGCAACUUUUCUUUUCUGUGAUAAUGGAGAAAUAACAGACUACAAAGUAAAACAACCAGGCAUUUUAUUCUCUGUUUUACUUACACACACAUACAAGAAUCGAAUCAAGUUAGAGGUUUUAAAAAUACAAUAAAAAAGUCAAUAAAAAUA